Molecule: messenger RNA, 2338 nt
Organism: Chionomys nivalis (European snow vole)
Lineage: Eukaryota; Metazoa; Chordata; Mammalia; Rodentia; Cricetidae
Gene: C8H10orf88
Product: chromosome 8 C10orf88 homolog
Exons: 6
Coding region: 51-1388 (445 amino acids)
Source: RefSeq, a predicted model, not a curated record
GCAAGCUCUGCUAGAGAGGUUCCGGCUCUGCCUGGGCUGAAAGAGACAGAAUGGAGACCGCGACCGAAGGUCCGGGACUGGACCGCGGCCCGACGCUGACCUCGUCCUGGGAUGCGGCGUGCGGGGCGCUGACCCAAAGCCUCCUUCUUACCCGGAUUGGGCCAGAUGCCCAGGACUUGAACUUCGAGCAGCUGCUGGAGCCGUCAGCUCCGGGGCCGGAUCUGGUGAGUCUGAAGAGCAGCCUGAGCCCCCGAGAUGAAAACCCCUGCUUCCUUUACCUGAAGUGUGGGCCUAAUGGGGGUGAAGAAAUUCUUUCGGUUGGCAUUCUGAGUUCAGCAAGAAACAUGGAAGUAUAUGUAGGAGAGGAAUAUUGUGGAACCAGUCGGGGCAAGAAUGUCUGCACUGUCCUGGAUGACAGUGAACGCGAAAAGAUUCUUUUGUACAAAAAAUACCUAAAAUUGGAACCUCCCACCCAUGCUUGUAAAAUAAAGUUGCUGUCCUUCGGUGAAAAGCAGUGUGUGCUCAUCAGUAAAGUUGUGGUGCACGUGAGACCAAGGUCAGCAAAUCCUUCACCAAGCUCUUCUGCUCUAGGAUCACGGAUAGACCUCGACAAUAUCCAAACCAUAAUGGAGUCAAUGGGAUCAAAGUUAUCUCCUGGAGCUCAGCAGCUGAUGAAUAUGAUUAGGUUUCAGCAGCAGAAUUGUCUUCCCAUUGGAGAUCAGCUUCAGUCAAUGCUGGGGACCACAGGCCACAAGCAUCUGAUUGCACUACAGUCCUCACCUUCUUCAGGAGUCUUAGAUAAAGCGUCCUCCACAUCUUUUCCUUUUAGAACUGGAUUGACACCUUCAGCCAUCACGGAAAAUUUAAAGGCUCUUAUUGAUAAAAGCACACAGCCACCUGGAAAAGGAAAUACCACAAACCAUGAUGAGUGCCACCUUGUGCCACAAAACCAUUCCCUUCUUGAAAGUGAUCUUAAAAAUGCAGUGUCUUCUUUCUUACCGAAGAAGGCAAGUGGCAAUUCAAAUGUGCCCAGCUCUGAGUUGCUGCCUUUUCUCCAGAAUUUAUGUAGUCAGGUCAACCAUCUCCGCGUGGGACAUAAUGCCAAGUGGCAGGAAAACAGCUGCAAGCCCCGAGAGAGCACUGCUGGGGUUUCGAUGGAAGAACAGCCUGUUUGCUCCUACUUGGAAAAGGUUCUUUCUAAAAACAUGGAGCUCAUGGAAAAGAAGCUUAUGGACCACAUUGAUGAGAGGAUCUGUCAGCUCCAGGAGCACAUAGAUGCUAAAAUGGCUUUGUUAGUGGACUUGCUGCGAAACCCCAACUCCCCACCCCCAGGGAUGCCUCUAAGACACUAUGACUCCAGAGAAAGACUUUCCAAUGGAGAGAGAUAAGCUAUCGACAUACCCAAUUAUCGCAGAUAUUUAUUACAUAUUUAUUACAAAGCCCAAAUCCAAAAAGGUUAUAAAAAUCGAGUCUUUAAUGUCCUUUGAAGGACUGUUGUCUUACAUGGUGACCUCAGUGCUCUUUCUAGUGCUCUUGUUACUGUGGACCCGGGUCUGACCAUCAGCUACCCUGAUGCAGUCGUAAGUUAUUUUGCUUGCUAUAUUUUUCACUCUUACAGAAAUGUAUACUUGUAUUGCUCGAGUUUUUAGGAUAUGUAAAGACUUCUAAUGCAGUUCAUUGGUUUGUAUUGCAUAUGACAUGUUUGAAGUGGAUUUUUUUAUUUAUACAGAUACCUGUGAAAUAUAGUCUCAGGAGUAUGAAAAGUAAUGCUAUGAUUUUUUUUUUCCUAUUUUUCGGAAAGUUGGAUACCUGGGCUCUUUGUCUUGGAUUACCAGUUUACACUGCAUGCUGUUUAUCUGAUAUGACUGUGUGCAGUGUUGGGGCAGUCUGGGAUAGUUUACAAGCUAGGGGCAGUGCUCCGGUUCAUUGCAGUGCAGCUAACUGCUUGUUUUCAAUCCUAUUUCGGAUGUGGUGCUGCAGGUAAAAUGGAAGAAAAUUCUUUUCUGGAACUGACAGGUUCUUCUCCCAGAACCCUUUUCUGGCAUGUAUGAUGUGUGACAUUCUGAGAAUCCAAAAUGAGGAUUAAGAUGUAUGAAUCUAGGAGUUUUCAAUCAGCAGACUGAAUUUUCAGAGCUUAACUGUUAGGUUCAUGGUGGUAAUGCAGCUGCACCUAAACGCAUCUGCUCUUAAGACCACCUGGAAGUAAAUAGAACCCUGUUUAGCUAAUUUGCUUAUAUUUGUUUUUUUUACUUCUUCCUUCCUUUUUUUUUUUUUUCAAGAAAAGGAUAUUUCGAGACCAGCCUGGUCUACAAGAGCUAGUUCCAGGACAGGCUCCAAA